UCCGACCAACUUCUGAAGGGAAGCCAGCCCCACUCUCAGGGGAUCUCAGAGAUUUGAGAGGCUUGGGCCUCCUCGCACAUAUGCUUUGGGCACCCUUGGCCACUGCCCUCUGUGCGCAUGCGCAGGGAUGCCAGCUUCUGAGGUGCGCAGGCGCAUUCGCAUUUAGCAGCGUUGCUAGGUUACACUGGUUCUGCGUAGGAAGAUUCUAAGUCGUUGGGCUUAGUCCCUGAGACGUUGAGGCGAGGCCCACUUGCCUUAUUGCUGACGAUGAGUGUCUCGCACUAGAGGCGGUGAAACCUGUGUCACCGAAGCCUCGGCUUCGUUAUGAAAAAGAGAUCUGCAGCGCAGGAUGGGUGGGGCCUGCAGCGCUUCGGCUCCAACCUCAGGCCUCUGAGCGACCGCUCACCGCCUAUGAUUGUUUCCAGCUUCCACAGCCCCGGCCCCGGAUACCACAUCAAGUAUCAAGAUCUCAGGGAAAUCCACAGAGCUGUGGUCGCUGAUGAUCCAAAAAAAUUGCAGGACGUAGAGGAGUUGCUGCAUUUCGCUUUAUGUGACAUAAAGGAAAGGGACAGGAAGAACAGGACUGCUCUCCACUUGGCCUGUGCCAUUGGCCGUGUAGAUGUGGUGAAGUACCUGCUCGCUUGGAAAUGCGAUGUCAACCUCCGUGAUGGAGAAAACAGGACAGCUCUAGUGAAGGCUGUCCAGUGCCAAGAAGAGGCAUGUGUAGAUAUUCUGCUCAAAAAAGGUGCUGAUCCAAAUGCUAAGGACUUCAAGGGAAACACCGCUCUCCAUUAUGCGGCCUUUGAGGGGAAUAUCUUAAUAGCACAGAAGCUGCUUUUUAACAAAGGAGAGAUAGAGGCCAAAAACAAGAGUAUUUCUGCAAGACUUCCAAAGAAAUCUGUUGAUUGUUUACCUGGAGCUGCAGAUCAACAAGGGCAAAGUAUAUUCAGUGAACAAGUAGAAGGUAUUCCAAGACCUAAGGAAUGCCUGGAAAUAGUUGGAAAAGAGCAAAGAGGGAAUGAUGAGAAUGGCAGAGAGUACAGGGAGUAA
Messenger RNA from Canis lupus familiaris (dog), 1050 nucleotides. RefSeq names its product putative ankyrin repeat domain-containing protein 20A5. The record is from RefSeq and is a predicted model, not a curated record. The transcript has 5 exons. Gene Ontology annotation, molecular function: protein binding. Bases 325 to 1050 code for a protein of 241 amino acids. NCBI's taxonomy places the organism in Eukaryota, Metazoa, Chordata, Mammalia, Carnivora, Canidae.